AUGUCUUCAGAACACCGUUGCUGUGACUCGACUAGUUUUGGUCCUGGUUAUAAAUCUUCCUUGGAUGCUAUGCAAAAUGGUCCACAUGAAGAGUAUCUCUAUAUUGUAAUGAUUUCAUGUGAUGAAACAAAACCGGACUACUUAGCUACAAUCGAUAUUAAUCCUCAUUCUUCACGAUACCAACAGGUCGUUAGCCGUGUCUAUGCUCAACAACCGCAAGAUGAAUUUCAUCAUUUUGGAUGGAAUACUUGUUCAAGCUGUCACGGAGAUCAAGAGAAAAAACGACGAUUUCUUAUUAUUGGAACAUUAAAAUCAUCAUGUCUCUAUAUCAUUGACACUGCUGAUGUUCAAAAACAAAAAAUUCAUAAGAUUAUUCAUACAGAUGAAUUGAAGAAAUGGGACUUGAGUGCACCGCAUACGAUACAUUGUUUAGGCAUGUGCCGAUUUUUUUCCUUUGAUUCUUAA
This is a messenger RNA of Adineta ricciae, 465 nucleotides long. The record is from the annotation of a GenBank genome assembly. NCBI's taxonomy places the organism in Eukaryota, Metazoa, Rotifera, Eurotatoria, Adinetida, Adinetidae.